UGUGAGAGCGGCGGGGUAAAUAUGGAGGAGAUUCAUGGAGGCAGCUGAGUUAUAAUUGUUCCGAACAGGUUUACUAUUUCAACUCAGGCACCAGCUGUGAACACGGAAGAAGAAUGACGGCGCGUUAAGAAGAUGCAGAGACGCACACCUGAGCCCUGUGUGAAAUCUGAGCAGUGACAUGAUACCAGAGCCCACAGCUGCAGCAGCAACCAGGUCCUCAGAGCGGAGUAAGAACACUCAUGAUGAGGCAAACUCCUCCCGUGCUGUCACUCAUUCAGAGGAUGAGUCGGGGAAUGAGAAUCGACGGAAGAAUGUGAGACGAAGGAAAAGAGCUCACGAAGGCUCAGAGAAUGUCAAAGGGAAAAAUGCCAAAGCCGGCUGCAGCAGUGAUAGCAGAGCGGGAGGCCGCCACAGUAAAUGGAGGCAUGUGGAGGCCGUCACCCUGUUUGAGGUGGUCACUAUGGGCAGGAAUGCCAUGCAGGCGGUCAUAGAUGAGUGGAUUGAGGCAUAUGUGUCAGACAGAGACUCCUCUCUCCUUGACCUCAUCAGCUUUUUCAUUCAGUGCUGUGGGUGCAAAGGCGUGGUCACAGCAGAGAUGUGUCAGAGCAAAGAGGACAGUGAUGUGAUGAGUAAGAUGGUCGAGGAGCUGGAUGAGGUUGCAAGUCUGCAGUAUAAAAAGUUUCUGGUUUUUCCGUGGAUCCUCACAGUCACAUGGCCCAUGGACACGGACAGUGCAGAGUAUCCUCUCGUACAGUCUGGCCCGUAUGGUCGCUGGUUUCACUCCGAGUUCUGUGACUUUGUGUCGGUGCUGGUGGCUCAGUGUCAGCACAGCGUCAUCUUUGAUGGGUACCUGAUGAACACACUGAUCUCGCUGCUCGCAGAGCUUUCAGACUCUUACAUACGAGCCUUUCGACACACUUGCGUGUUGGCAGCGGUGAAGACGUUGAGCUCUCUGGUGGGCGUGGCUCUGAGUCUGAGUGUUGGGGUUGAAAACAGUCAGAAACUGUACAAGGUGCAAAAGACGAAGACCUUGAGACAGAAAAGCACAGCACAGAGGAUGCAGAAGAAGAUCACAGAGCUGCAGGAGAAGAGGGUGGAGAUCGAAAACAUGAUGGAUAUUAUAUUCAAAGGUGUUUUUCUCAAGAGAUACAGGGAUGUGCUUCCAGAAAUCCGCUCCAUCUGUGUGGAGGAGCUGGGUUUGUGGAUGAAGCUCUACAGUUCUGUGUUUCUCAAUGAUACCUACCUCAAAUACAUGGGCUGGAUGAUGUACGACAAAAUUCCAGAUGUGCGUCUCAAGUGUGUGUCAGGUUUGCAGGGUUUGUAUGGAGACCCGCUGCUUCUCCCAAAACUUGACCUGUUCACCAGCCGUUUCAAGGAGCGGAUGAUCUCCAUGACCCUGGAUAAGGACAAUGAGGUGGCAGUACAGACCAUGAAACUUCUGGUUCUCAUUGCCAAAACGUGUGAUGAUGUGCUGAGUUCUGAGGACUACAAGCAUCUCCUCCAGUUUGUCUACUCCUCACAGCGACCGGUCGCUGCCGCUGCAGGGGAGCUGCUCUACUCAAGGUUGCUCAACACUGUGGCUCAUGCACACGAUACUCAGGAUGAAAUCAAUGAGGAGGAGGCUCAUAAACUACAAACUUGUUCCAGAGUGAAGGCUCUGCUGCAGUUCCACCAGGAAUCUCAGCUGCACGAACACGUGGUGUACCUGGUGGACAGUCUGUGGGACUGUGGUGGAGCUCUGCUGAAGGACUGGGCCACACUCACAUCGUUGCUCCUGCAGGACGCGUCCUCUCAUGGUGCAGGUCUUACACUGGCAGAACAAUCGGUGCUUGUAGAGAUCCUGGUGGCGUCAGUUCGUCAGGCCGCAGAGGGACCAGUUCUGGCCGGCAGGAGUGGAGCCAAAAAGGUCAUGAGUGCCAGAGAGAAGAAAAUCCAGAUUGAGGACUGUAUGAAACUCACGAAACAUCUCCUUCCUGUGCUUCCAGAUUUACUCUCCAAGUUUUCAAGCCAUGUGGAUGUUGUUGCCUCCCUGAUGAGGAUUCCACAGUUCUUCCUCCCUGAGUGUCCUGUGGCAGAAAACUCACAGGCAUUGUCCAGCCUGAUGGUAGAGAUGCGAGCUGUCUUGGACGUCCACUCGGGCUCGGCUGUUCUGGAGGCAGCUUCACGCACGUUUCUCAGUCUGUGUGGCGAGGAGACGAGCUGGUGCUCCACGACCCGCGGUGCCAGAGACUCUCUGGUCCAGAAGUGGGUGGAGCAACUGACGGUCCUGCUGCAAGAUGCUCUCAAGGACGACAGUUUCUCUGCUGAUGAGGAGAAAACUGGCGAGAUUUUAGCCACACUGAAGAAACUGAGAGCUUUCCACAACUGUCACGACCUUGCUCGCUGGAGUCUGUUUGAACUUCUCUCUCCUCUCCUGUCCGUGGAGAACAGCCAGAAAGGAGCUCCACCCGAGGUGCUGCUGGAAGCUCUGCAGUGUCUGUGUUUCUCCAUGCUCUGGUCUCUGAACAUGAGCGGGGAAACUCUCACCUCCAGAGAGAAGGCUGUGGACCAGCAGCUCCAGCUGCGUGUGUUCUGUGAGAGGAGUCAUCGCUGUCUGUCCCACUCUGACCACAGUGUACGACAGCAGGCUUUCCUUGGUGUGUGCGAUGUCCUGACGGCUCAUUCAAACCAGCUCAACGUGUGGAAUCCCACCUCCUGUGGUCCACUGGUCUACACGCUCAGUCCCAAACUGCAGAGGGCGCUAUCCACCUUUCUAUGUGUGCACGUCUUUGUUGGUCCAGACUGUGACAGCCAGAGCAGAGUCAGCGAACACUCUGAGGUGGAGCGGCUGGAGGACCUUCACAAACGCAGAAAUCUGCUCGCGGCCUUCUGCAAACUGAUAGUGCACGGCGUGCUGGAGAUGAGCACGGCUGCUGAAGUCUUCAUGUACUACAUGAAGUAUUACAACGACUUCGGAGACAUAAUCAAGGAGACGAUGUGCAGGGCCAGACAGAUAGAUAAGAUCGAGAGUUCUCGCACACUGGUGCUCUGUUUGCAGCAGCUGUUCGUGCGUCUAAAGAGGGAGCAGGAGCGCGGAGGUCAGGCUCACUCAGGAGUCCAGACCUUCACCAGCAUCAAGGAGCUGGCCAGGCGCUUUGCUCUCACCUUCACGGACCUCGUCAAGUUCCGCGAAUGCGUCGUCUUGAUCCACAGGACUGGCAUAGAGUUUGUGUUUCAAGAGUUUAGCCAGACUCCAGAGACGCUUACACCUCCUUACCUCUCCUACCUGACCAUCCUCAGUGAGUUCUCCAACAAACUGCUCAAACCCGACAAGAGGACAGUGUUCUCUUACCUGCAGAAACACACAUUGGAGCACGUUAUCAAUCUCAGAGAGGAGCGAUGGCAGCCACUCGUCUUCUAUCGUGCUUCUUUACUGGCCGUAGCUGAAGGGGAGGAUGCUGUGUCCUAUAUCAGCUCUGACAGGAAGCCCACCCGCUCGCCCUCCUCCAAACAAAAACCAGAAGGAAGCAAGUCUCCCUGUCCUUUCAGCCCCGCUGACUCCAGAGUUGGUAAAGGUCACAGACUGAAUUUCAGGCCAAGCCUUCAGGAGAGGACAACUGACGUGGAUCUGCUUUCUGUUCCACUGGAACCUCCCGUGAGACGACUUGACCUCGAGGGAUCCGUCCUUGGUAACAAUGGCAACGAGGUGGACGAUGAAACUGUGGAGAUAGAACUUUAAAUACGAGGAGUUUGGGGGGGGACACUGGUGCUCGUCCACGAACGGUAAAACCUCAAACUUGUGAGCGAUGGUUUUCGUGUACUGUAUAUUUUGUCUUCUGUGUCGGACCCACUUUUAUAUACAAGUCUCUAAAUGUGUUCUAUUUAAGCUUUAAGGAUAACUGUGGUGGUAUUCUUUCUGUCAGUUUUAUCCAAGUGGCCAAAACACUUAUUAUUCUGUGCAAAUCAACACUCUUUAAUUACAAUAGACAAUGUGUUUUUGUGUGUGUUCUGCCAUAAAUAUUUAUUGCAGCACCAAAUAUGGAUUAAUCCGCCUCUUGAAAAUAGUCCCUGGAAAUAACAUUUGCUAAGAACUUCAGAUGAAGAAACAACUUGUCCUUUUCCAAAUUAUACAGUAUAUAUGGGAUUCAUGUUUACAGACUUGUAUUACUGAGGUGCAAAUGGGCUUAGGUCUAAAGAGUAGCUGUCGUCUUUUCACAUGUUGUAUCAUAGAAAUAAGAGAAAUAUAUAAUCUUACUUUAGCUUUACUCAAAAUAAUGUUUUAAUAUAAGGGGAAACUGGAUCGUUAUGAGUUAACUUUUUUUUUCCCGCUUUACCGUCGACUGGUCCAACUGUUUUAUUUAUUUUUUUGGUUCACACUCAGGUUUAAGAUUGGUCUCUUGUCUAUUGAUGAGAAUCACUGUGUGCUACCUGCUUCUUUAUUAUUACUCCUUAUAGGAAAUGGCUGGUCUUUUUUUUUUUUUUACAUGCUCACUUAUCUAAACUCCUUGUACCAUAUCAUAUUAAAGAAGACAUUUUACAAAACGGGUUCUAUUAAUUCUGAUGUAUGUCGUUAUGAUUUGGAAUUAAAUGUGUGUACACUUGUGUGCAGCAUCAACAACAAA
This is a messenger RNA of Solea senegalensis (Senegalese sole), 4601 nucleotides long. Its product is annotated as cohesin subunit SA-2. The record is from RefSeq and is a predicted model, not a curated record. Gene Ontology annotation, cellular component: chromatin; nucleus; cohesin complex. The coding region runs from base 179 to 3718 and encodes 1179 amino acids. Gene Ontology annotation, biological process: sister chromatid cohesion. Lineage: Eukaryota; Metazoa; Chordata; Actinopteri; Pleuronectiformes; Soleidae. Gene Ontology annotation, molecular function: chromatin binding. The transcript has 32 exons.